UCCACUCAUUAUGGGGUCAAAGUAACAUUGGUGAGGGGGCAGAAAGUGAUCCCACUGAGUGUGUGGAUGUUAGUGUGGCCGGCACAGGAGUGUCAGGCUGUACCACCGCGGGGCACUAUGCUGGUACUUUACCCGGUGGUUCUGCUCUGCUGUUGUCUUGUGGCUGGAACGCAAGGGACGUCAUCAAAAUCUUCCAAACUAGGGGUUCCUAGAGAUGGGCUUGAGGAUCAAGGUUCUUCUCACCCAUUACGACACCACCGUAUAGUCUUCACAGAGACCGGGGGGAUGUGCUCCUUCCCCUUCCGGAACGCCGGCAAUCUGCACCGAACCUGCGUGCUGAGCAAAAAGACGGGUAAACAUUGGUGUUCCACCACCCCUAAUUAUGACCAGGAUAAGCAAUGGGACUACUGUGAAGAAAUCCAGCCUCUUGUACAUGAUUAUUGUGAGGACCAUGCCUGCUGGCACGGGGGGGCCUGUGUUAAUAAACCCAGCGAAGAGUCCUAUAAGUGUAUCUGCACUGACCCAUUCACCGGAGAGUUCUGUGAGAAAGAGAAGUGCUUUGAAACGCAACAUCUGAAGUAUUACAACCUUGGAGAGUUGUGGACACGGAUUCUUCACGAUGAUGUCGUGAGAUGCUUUUGUACUGAAGAUGGGAUUCGUUCCAUCCCGUUGGCUUGGAAAGACUGUGACACAAACCCUUGCCUCCACAAUGGAACGUGCCAGGAGGUUCGGGCCACCGGUGAAAGAGUUUGUUCCUGCACUCAGGACUAUGCGGGGAAGAACUGUGAAAUAGACACUGCUUCUGACUGCCACGAAGGUGAUGGGAGCUCGUACCGAGGGAAGGCGAGGCAGACUGCUUCAGGGACCGACUGUCUACUCUGGACGUCUAACUUCAUAACCAUGGAGUUUGACAUUAGGAGCCUGGAUGACCCCCACAGCCUGGGUGUGGGUGACCACCCUUACUGCAGAAACUUGGACAAUGAUGAGGAGCCCUGGUGCUACACGCUAAUCAAUGACACGAUCGCCUGGGAUUAUUGCACAGUUCCACAAUGUCCAGAGCAAGAUCCUUGCCUUUCAAAUCCCUGUGAAAAUGGAGGAACGUGCAUCAAAGAUCCACCCCAGAACUCUUACUAUUGUGUGUGCAGUGAUCGAUUCUCAGGAGCCACCUGCCAGCAAGAAAAGUGCCUGGAAAGUAGCCACCACAGGUACUUCAGCGUCGGAGAAAGAUGGAGCCGAAUCAUCCACGAGAGAGUUGAAGGCUGUGUGUGUACUGAGAGUGGGCCGGAGUGUCACAACGUAGCACACGAAGAUUGCAAGGACAGCCCGUGCCUCCAUGGGGGGGAGUGUCGAUCGGUCCAGGCCACCGGGGAGAUCGCCUGCAGCUGUAGCAACGGUUUCGUGGGGAAGUACUGCGAUAUAAACAAGAAUGAACACUGCUAUGAAAACGAUGGGAUGACUUACAAAGGUACUGAGGACGAGACUGAGUUGAACAUCGAGUGCAUGCCGUGGAAGGAGGACUUUGUGCGAAACAUGUUGAACAUCAGUAGCUUGGAGGAAGCUCUCCGCCUGGGUCUUGGUGACCAUUCCUAUUGCCGAAACCCAGAUGGGGAUAAAAGGCCUUGGUGCUACAUCAUGUUGGAUGAUCAGAUAUCCUGGGAUCACUGUGACAUCCCACAGUGCGGUACAGUGAACGCUGUCCCAAGGAGACCCCCUCCCCUGGCCAGGAUGUCUGUAGCCAGGGCUCCCAAGCUCUCCUGUGGGAAACGGAGGCACAAGAGCUUUCGGCAGCGCGUCGUCGGGGGAAGCACGGCAAUGCGAGGUGCACACCCCUGGAUAGCAGCCAUUUACAUCGACGACAGCUUCUGUGCAGGAACCCUCAUAUCUCCUUGCUGGGUCAUCACUGCUGCCCACUGCUUCAUACACAGCCCACUGAUAUCAUCCAUCAGAGUUGUGUUGGGCCAACACAACUUUAAUAAAACUGACAAACACACUCAGGAAUUUGAAAUCGAGAAAUACAUUUUCCAAGAAGACUACAGCCCAUAUGAAGAAAACAGACAUGACCUUGCCCUGAUAAAACUGAAGAAGAAGUGGAAGCAGUGUGUAGUCAAGUCUCGCGCUGUCCGACCCUUGUGCUUACCGAACAUUGAUACUGACUUUUCGGAUAAGUCCGUGUGCCAGAUCGCUGGAUGGGGUCACACCGUCGAAGAUGCCACUGUAUAUGCCAAGACAUUGCAGGAAGCGUCGGUCCCCAUCAUUCCGCAGGUGUUGUGUGCCAGUGACCAGUUCUAUGGUGCUGAUGUGACGCCCAACAUGAUCUGUGCUGGAGAUCUCGUCAAGUCCAUCGACGCCUGCCAGGGGGACUCUGGAGGACCACUGACCUGUUACUCGAAAGGCAUUGGCUAUCUGCACGGAAUCGUCAGCUGGGGAGAAGGCUGUGCCCACAUGAACAAGCCUGGUGUAUACACAAGAGUCAGCAAAUACCUGGACUGGAUAUACCGUAAAAUCAAACGCAGGCCAAAGUAUGGCAGAUGUGUUUGAUUUUACAGUACAUGUAAAAUCUAAU
Messenger RNA from Leucoraja erinaceus (little skate), 2563 nucleotides. It is a transcript of the gene hgfac, whose product is annotated as hepatocyte growth factor activator. Gene Ontology annotation, cellular component: extracellular region. The transcript has 19 exons. The record is from RefSeq and is a predicted model, not a curated record. Gene Ontology annotation, biological process: zymogen activation; blood coagulation. Gene Ontology annotation, molecular function: calcium ion binding; serine-type endopeptidase activity. Lineage: Eukaryota; Metazoa; Chordata; Chondrichthyes; Rajiformes; Rajidae. Bases 67 to 2538 code for a protein of 823 amino acids.